AUGAACAGCCUUUCUUCAGUUUCUCUUCCCAAUAUUUUCACCUUUCUCUUCACUGCCAAGUUUCUUUUCGUGGUCGGAAAUAUCAUCGUCAUCAUCCUCAUCAAAGAAUCUAAACAGGCUGCAGGCUCCAAUAUAUCUCCAGUGACAGAGAUUUAUGAUAAAUACGUUGCCAAAAAUCGCUCCAAUUAUAUUCUUGCAAACAAGAAAGUACAGGAGGAUAAAAUAGAAAAUACUGAAGAUAAAAUAUUGCAUAUGCAUACAGAGAAGAAAAAAGAAAUGAAAAUCGGAACUGAUAUUUCUAGCAUAGCAACAGUUGAGCUAGCAUUGAUCAAGAGGGGAAAAAGAGAGAAAGAAGAGGAGAAUUAUAUACCUACUGAGGAAUUGAAUCGAAGAGUGGAGGCUUAUAUUGCAAGAGUGAACAGACAGAGAUUGCUUGAAGCUAAAUCAUUAGUGUGCAGAAGAGCGUGA
Fraxinus pennsylvanica is the source of this 468-nucleotide messenger RNA. The record is from the annotation of a GenBank genome assembly. Lineage: Eukaryota; Viridiplantae; Streptophyta; Magnoliopsida; Lamiales; Oleaceae.